ACUCUCGCUCCAGCUCCACUGUCUGUCAGUGUCACUCAUGGAGCCACUACUCCUGGUGCUGCCGCUCGCCGUCAUCGUCCUUUCACCCCAUCUACAUUGCACCGGCGCCGCGGCCGCCACGCCUUCUCGGUUCAACUCCAUCUUCAGCUUCGGCAACUCCUACGCGGACACCGGCAACUUCGUCCUGCAGUCCGCCGGCCUCCCCGCCAUCCCUUUCAACCACUCCCCCUACGGCGAGACCUUCUUCCGCCGCCCCACCGGCCGCCCCUCCGACGGCCGCCUCAUCAUCGACUUCAUCGCGGAGGCGCUCGAGCUUCCUCUCCUGGCGCCGUUCCUGUCGCGCCAGCAGCCGCAGGACCUCAGCCACGGCGCCAACUUCGCCAUCGUCGGUGGCACGGCGCUGGACGUGGGGUUCUUCCUCCGGCACAACGCGGCCAGCGUGCCACCGUUCCGGAGCUCCCUGCGCGCGCAGAUCGCGUGGUUCCGGAGGUUCAAGAAGCGGUCGUCGCUCUGCAACGGCACCACCGCGGCGGCCGCGGGCGGGUGCGGGGAGCGCCUGGCGAGGUCGCUGUUCGUCGUCGGCGAGCUCGGCAGCAACGACUACGGCUACUUCCUCGCCGGCGGCAAGAGCCUCCGGGAGACCAAGUCCUUGGUCCCGGAGGUCGUGAAAGCCAUCUGCAGAGGCAUCGAGAGGCUUGUGGAGGAGGGAGCGAGGUACGUGGUGGUGUCGGGGACGCUGCCGGCGGGGUGCCUGCCGAUGGCGCUGGCCAAGUACGGCGGCGCCGGCGAGGCGGGGAACGCGACGACGGCGGAGUACGACCGCCGGACGGGGUGCCUGCGGCGUCUCAACGGCCUGGCGCAGUACCACAACUGGAUGCUGCGGGAGGCCGUGGGGCACAUGCGCGCCAAGUACCCCGCCACCAAGCUCGUCUACGCCGACUUCUACCGCCCGGUGGCGCGCCUCGUCCGGCGGCCCAGAAAAUUUGGGUUCACCGAGGAGCCUCUCCGGGCGUGCUGCGGCGGAGGCGGGCCGUACAACUACAACACCGAGGCGGCCUGCGGCUCACCGGACGCCACCGUCUGCGGCGACCCGUCCAAGUAUGUGCAUUGGGACGGCAUCCACUUGACCGAGGCCGCCUACAAGUACAUCGCCGACGGCUGGCUGGAUGGCCUCUACGCCUACCCAUCCAUCCUAGACUUGGCGCAAUAGGUUAAUGCAAAUCUUGUCUCGCUAAUUAGCAGAAUUCGAGCAAGUGUGCAUGAUUUUGUUGCUGAACUUAUAUAGCACAUGAUCUUCAGAUGCAGUAUGAGUGAGUUGAUUGGGUGGAGGUAUGGUAACAUGAGCCUUCUCUCAGUAACGUAAUCUUUUUCUUAUGUGUGAUGCCGAUCAUCUUGUGACAUUGCCAAAAACCACUUCUCAACCCAACUCAUUUU
Molecule: messenger RNA, 1434 nt
Organism: Setaria italica (foxtail millet)
Lineage: Eukaryota; Viridiplantae; Streptophyta; Magnoliopsida; Poales; Poaceae
Product: GDSL esterase/lipase At5g45910
Exons: 4
Coding region: 38-1210 (390 amino acids)
Molecular function (GO): hydrolase activity, acting on ester bonds
Source: RefSeq, a predicted model, not a curated record